UUCCAUCUCUCCGCGGUUGACCAUUUCCAUUCGAUACACUACGCAGUAUCUUCUUCUCAGUCCUCUCUCUCUCUCUCUCUCUCUCUCUCUCUCUCCAUAACCAUCGAAGAUGAGCUCUCAGGCACGCAGAUCUGCUUAUCGAGCUGCGAGGACUCUCCUCUCCGCUCCAAAGCAGAAUUCUCACGUUGUGGCUGAAGGUCGAGCUGUAGCUUCAGCUGCAGCAGUUGUAUUCAGAGGAAAGGUGCCAUUUCUAGCUUCAUAUGGGAGGACACAUUCUGGAAAUGCAUCCGGAGGAUGGAUUUCUGGGGCCCUUGCCCUUCCUGCAGCAGCAUACAUGCUUCAGGAGCAGGAGGCACAUGCUGCAGAGAUGGAGCGCACUUUCAUUGCUAUCAAGCCUGAUGGAGUGCAGAGAGGGCUGAUUGCUGAAAUCAUAUCGCGUUUUGAGCGGAAAGGUUUUAAGCUUGUAGCCAUCAAAAUAGUAGUUCCUUCGAAGGACUUUGCCCAAAAGCAUUAUCAUGAUCUCAGUGAAAGACCUUUCUUCAAUGGCCUAUGCGACUUCCUUAGCUCUGGCCCAGUUAUUGCUAUGGUCUGGGAAGGUGAAGGAGUGAUAAAAUAUGGGAGGAAGCUCAUUGGAGCCACGGACCCACAGAAAUCAGAACCUGGAACCAUCAGAGGGGAUCUAGCUGUUGUUGUUGGAAGAAACAUCAUCCACGGAAGUGAUGGCCCUGAGACAGCCAAGGAUGAAAUCAAGCUGUGGUUUAAACCCGAAGAGUUGGUUAGUUACAUGAGCAAUGCGGAGAAGUGGAUCUAUGGAGACAACUGAGUUUUUGGUUCUUUUUCUUCACGGCGUAGGAUACUAUUAACAGAAUAAAGCGAUUUUACUUCGGGCAAAGCAGACUCUCGGACUCCCACUGAAAUAAAUCGCCACAAUGAGCCAUUGUAUCUCUUUGUUUACGGUUCCAAUUUUCCUGCUGUAUUUCUACCAAGUUUUGGGGAAAGAGUCUUUUUCUUGUUACAAUGGAUCUUUAGUACCAUUCCGAUCAAGCUUUCACAGCGACUGAAUGUUGCGAGAGGAAGUGUUUUACAUGAAAAACUAAGCUUGAAUUUGUUUUCGAUGUUCGUUAAAGUGGUCUAAAUGCAAUGUUUUGAGUCUUUUGAUCCA
Rhododendron vialii is the source of this 1162-nucleotide messenger RNA. RefSeq names its product nucleoside diphosphate kinase 3-like. The transcript has 7 exons. Gene Ontology annotation, molecular function: nucleoside diphosphate kinase activity. Gene Ontology annotation, biological process: CTP biosynthetic process; UTP biosynthetic process; GTP biosynthetic process. The record is from RefSeq and is a predicted model, not a curated record. The coding region runs from base 110 to 823 and encodes 237 amino acids. Lineage: Eukaryota; Viridiplantae; Streptophyta; Magnoliopsida; Ericales; Ericaceae.